UGCCAACCACCGGUCAGCGAAACAAACAUGGGUUAUUGUCCCUCUUUAAGCAUCUCAGUUCGCUUGUCUACCUUAGCUUCUUUAUACUAUACUUCGUACCCUCCUCAAGGAAAAGCAAACAAGGAAGCUCAUCACUUGCAGGCUUUAUUGCAUUUCCCCUUCACUACUGGUUUUCAACAAAACUUGAAUCAUGAGUGAAGAGAUUGAGAAACCUUUGCUGGAUCCCGAGAAUUUCAACCGGGAGGGGAUUGAUUUGGCACGGUUACCACUAGAGGAAGUUUUUGAGCAACUGAGGACAUCCCGAGGAGGACUUACAUCUGAAGAUGUUGAAGCUAGAUUGCAUAUUUUUGGUCCAAAUAAGCUUGAAGAGAAGUCGGAAAACAAGUUUUUGAAGUUUCUAAGCUUUAUGUGGAACCCGUUGUCAUGGGUUAUGGAAGCUGCAGCAGUGAUGGCAAUUGUCCUUGCUAAUGGUGGAGGCCAGGGUCCUGACUGGCAGGACUUUGUAGGUAUCAUUUGCCUUUUGAUCAUCAAUUCAACAAUUAGUUUUAUAGAGGAAAACAAUGCUGGAAAUGCUGCAGCAGCACUUAUGGCCCGUUUGGCUCCAAAAACGAAGGUCCUCAGAGAUGGGCAGUGGCAAGAGAGAGAUGCAGCUAUUUUAGUACCAGGAGAUAUAAUUAGCAUAAAACUUGGGGAUAUCAUCCCUGCAGAUGCUCGCCUUCUUGAAGGAGACCCACUUAAAAUUGAUCAGUCAGCCCUUACCGGAGAAUCCCUUCCAGUCACUAAGAGGACAGGAGAUGAAGUAUUUUCCGGUUCAACUUGUAAGCAAGGCGAGAUUGAGGCUAUUGUUAUAGCUACUGGAGUUCACUCUUUCUUUGGAAAAGCAGCACACUUAGUCGACUCCACGGAAGUUAUUGGACACUUUCAGCAGGUCCUCACUUCCAUUGGGAAUUUCUGCAUCUGCUCUAUUGCUGUAGGGAUGAUUCUUGAAAUCAUCGUCAUGUUCCCUAUACAGCACCGUUCAUACAGAGAUGGAAUCAACAACCUUCUGGUUCUCUUGAUUGGAGGAAUUCCUAUAGCUAUGCCAACUGUACUAUCUGUUACUCUGGCAAUUGGUUCUCAUCGACUCUCUCAACAGGGUGCCAUAACAAAAAGGAUGACUGCAAUUGAAGAAAUGGCAGGAAUGGAUGUCCUCUGCAGUGACAAAACUGGAACACUGACCUUGAAUCGCCUUACUGUUGAUCGAAAUCUUAUUGAGGUUUUUAGCAAAGAUAUGGAUAAAGACAUGAUUGUUCUGCUUGCAGCAAGAGCCUCAAGAAUGGAAAAUCAGGAUGCUAUUGAUGCAGCCAUCGUUAACAUGCUUGCAGACCCAAAAGAGGCUCGUGCAAACAUCAAAGAAGUUCACUUUCUGCCAUUUAACCCAGUAGACAAACGUACUGCCAUUACAUACAUUGACUCCGAUGGUAAUUGGUACCGUGCCAGCAAAGGAGCUCCUGAGCAGAUACUAAGUCUUUGCGCAGAGAAAGAUGAAAUUGCUCGAAAGGUGCAUGCUAUCAUUGACAAAUUUGCUGAAAGGGGCUUGCGGUCUCUUGGUGUUGCUUUUCAGGAAGUUCCAGAAAGAACAAAGGAGAGCCCUGGAGGUCCCUGGACAUUUUGUGGGUUGCUGGCUUUAUUUGAUCCUCCACGACAUGAUAGCGCUGAAACCAUUCGAAGGGCCUUAAACCUUGGAGUUUGUGUAAAAAUGAUAACAGGUGAUCAGUUAGCAAUUGCAAAGGAGACAGGCAGAAGACUUGGCAUGGGAACAAACAUGUAUCCUUCUUCAUCAUUGUUGGGUCGUGAAAGGGAUGAGAAUGAAGCUCUUCCGGUGGAUGAACUCAUUGAAAAGGCAGAUGGCUUUGCUGGAGUAUUCCCUGAACACAAGUACGAAAUUGUAAAGAUUUUGCAAGAAAAGAAGCAUGUGGUGGGUAUGACUGGAGAUGGUGUGAAUGAUGCGCCUGCUUUGAAGAAAGCAGACAUUGGAAUAGCAGUGGCAGAUGCUACAGAUGCUGCAAGGAGUGCUGCAGAUAUAGUCUUGACUGAGCCAGGCUUAAGUGUGAUAGUCAGUGCGGUCUUGACUAGCAGAGCUAUAUUCCAAAGGAUGAAAAACUAUACGAUAUAUGCUGUCUCCAUAACUAUUAGAAUUGUGCUUGGUUUUGUGCUUCUAGCUCUGAUAUGGGAAUAUGACUUCCCACCUUUCAUGGUUUUGAUAAUUGCAAUCCUUAAUGACGGAACUAUUAUGACUAUUUCCAAAGAUCGAGUAAAGCCAUCUCCAGGUCCUGACAGUUGGAAGCUUAAUGAGAUAUUUGCAACUGGCAUUGUCAUUGGAACCUAUCUUGCUUUGGUUACUGUCCUUUUUUACUGGAUUGUAGUUGACACUGAGUUCUUAGAGGUAUUUAAAUUUACAAAUCUUGUUUCCUCUUUCUCUCCCUACAGAUAUUUUUGGAAACUAAUUAUUUUUCCUAAAAAUCUCUUCUUUUUGUUGCAGACUCACUUCAAUGUAAAGUCUAUAUCCGACAAUACCGAUCAAAUUUCCUCUGCAGUAUAUUUGCAAGUUAGCAUCAUUAGCCAGGCUCUCAUCUUUGUUACUCGUAGUCAAAGUUGGUCAUUCCUUGAGAGGCCUGGUGUUCUCUUGAUGUGCGCAUUUGUGGUGGCUCAACUGGUGGCUACCUUAAUUGCUGUUUAUGCAGAUAUUAGCUUUGCUUAUAUUAACGGAAUUGGAUGGGGAUGGGCUGGUGUUAUAUGGCUGUACAGUUUAAUUUUCUAUAUACCCCUGGAUAUCAUCAAGUUCAUAGUUCGCUAUGCAUUGAGUGGAGAAGCCUGGAAUCUCUUAUUUGACAGAAAGACUGCAUUUACCUCCAAGAAAGACUAUGGAAAAGAAGACAGGGCGGCCAAGUGGGUUCUUUCUCAGAGGAGUCUACAGGGCUUGAUGACCGCAGACUUGGAUUUCAAUGGUAGAAAAUCAAGAUCUUCAUUGAUAGCUGAGCAGGCGAGGCGGCGUGCUGAAAUAGCCAGACUUGGGGAGAUACACACUUUAAGAGGUCAUGUAGAAUCAGUUGUAAGGCUCAAGAAUUUGGAUUUAAAUGUGAUCCAAUCAGCUCAUACAGUCUAAACAACAAACGUGAACAUGGUAUUUCCGGUUAUUUUAGUGAAGGUAAAUCUAGCAGCAGUUGCUCACAUAAGUAUUGUUGUGUAUAUUCUCGAAAGAAAUCAGCAUUUGUUGCCCACGAGUCGCUAAAAAUCGAAUCAGGGAUCGGUCCCCUCCCUUCAUUUUGGCUUCCAAGGUCAGUAAUGCAUUAUCAACAGUCCUUUAAGCGAACAACUCCUGCCAUCUUCUAGUAUGUGUUGCAAUUUUUUGAUAUAGAACAGGACUCUUUAUCUUGAGAUUUCAACAUUCUUCUUUUCAUUUGCAUUAAUUUUUGUAAUAUUUAGUCAAUUCCAAAAAUAAUAAUCUACCUGACACAGUGGAAAAUUUUCUUUGAUGAAUUUCUUUGAAUUAUUCGUAGUCCAGAGCUGGAACACAGCAUUAUACAAUGUGGCAUUAAGUCAUAAUCUGCAACUGCUGCUCUUGUAUGGUUACUUAUAUUAUCGACUCUGAUGCGCCUUGCUGCUUAUCUCAUCUGUGUCAAAUGCUUUAAAUUUUCAACUGAGGUGGUACACUAGUUUAACAGUAGCAGUUUUGAUGCACUAAUCCUCCCAUUAUCACACAUUCGAGUAUUUAAGUUCUUUGUCAGAAAAAAAAAAUAAGAAAAUAAAAAGAGCAAAUAUACGAGUCGAAAAAGAAGGGGGAAAAAGGGGAAAAAGAAAUGGAAAGAAUUGAAGAAGCUUCCAAUGCGUAUGCACGGUGUAAUUUUGGGCUAACUUGGCAGACGGUCUCUUUUUCCAACCGUUUGAAAGUUCGGGACUUGCCCUUUGAACGAAGCAAAACUUGGGGCCCGAAACCAGACUCACUCUUCAAGAAACAGCAAAGGUAAAGCUGGCAUUGACUCGGCCCAAGGAUUUCAUACCUUUAAAUAGAAGAAAGGAAACU
Messenger RNA from Durio zibethinus, 4063 nucleotides. Its product is annotated as ATPase 10, plasma membrane-type-like. Gene Ontology annotation, molecular function: ATP hydrolysis activity; ATP binding; P-type proton-exporting transporter activity. Gene Ontology annotation, cellular component: membrane. Lineage: Eukaryota; Viridiplantae; Streptophyta; Magnoliopsida; Malvales; Malvaceae. The record is from RefSeq and is a predicted model, not a curated record. Gene Ontology annotation, biological process: proton export across plasma membrane.